Octopus bimaculoides (California two-spot octopus) is the source of this 12415-nucleotide messenger RNA. Its product is annotated as DNA-dependent protein kinase catalytic subunit. Gene Ontology annotation, biological process: double-strand break repair via nonhomologous end joining; telomere maintenance; intrinsic apoptotic signaling pathway in response to DNA damage. The record is from RefSeq and is a predicted model, not a curated record. Lineage: Eukaryota; Metazoa; Mollusca; Cephalopoda; Octopoda; Octopodidae. Gene Ontology annotation, cellular component: nucleus. Gene Ontology annotation, molecular function: protein binding; DNA-dependent protein kinase activity.
CGUUAAUCGAAAAAAGCUUAUAAAAGUCAUACAACAACCAGCCGGCUUUUGCCAGCUAAAUGAAGUGAUCUCCCUUGGCAGAAUCGCAGUCGACCUGAGAAUUGUUUUUAACUAAAUGGCGCGUGAAAUAAAACGCAUCGAACAGUGUCUAAAUGAUUUAUGGAAUGGAAAAGAUGAUCGAAAACAGAUUGUCGAAGAUAUUGCUCUCAUCUGUCCCAAUCAGUUGACAGUUAAAAAUAUUGAAUCUGUAUGUACCCUGCUAUUUGAUAAAGAAAUAGGAGUUACCACAUUCCUCAGAAGCAACGCUAACCAGCCUACUGAAAUUCGUCAUGACAUAUUGGCAAUGUUGAUCAAUGUUCAACAGAAGUUUGGAGAAUAUCUACAACCAUAUGCUGCUGAUCUCAAAGGCAUUUGUAUGUUACAGUACAACCAAGAUAAAAGUGCCAAAGUGAAAAAUACUGCUCUUGACUUGCUCAUACAUGUCCUUGAAGCUUCUUCAGGAUAUUACCAAAUCAGUGAAGUGGACAUUCCAGGCGUUAUCAGGAAAUUCUUUAUGGAGCUUGCGAACCCAUCAAAAAUUCCAUUAACUGUGAAAGCUAAAAUCUACCUGCUUUUUGGUACCCUCGCAAAUCAUUACCCAGAAUUUAUGAAUGAUAAUGCAAAAAAGCUAUUUGAUAUAUACUUAAGUGCAAUGGUUGCAGAGUUUAAAAGUAGUCUCAAGAAACCCGAAUUCUUAGUCAUUGCUGCCUGUCUUGAAGGUUGCAACAAACUUUUAUUGAAGCAUACACCAUAUGAUCUUGAAGAGGGUGUUAAAAAAUAUUAUGAGCUUUUUCAAUCUGCUCGCAGUGCUGCCAAACCUGAUCUUAAUCUUUCCCGUUAUGAAAUGCCAAAAGCAAGUUUAAUGUUAUUUGAAAACCAUUCUGCAUUUUUUAUUAAAUUCCUGCAAGACUGUUAUGAGGACAUGUAUGAUGUCUUCAUGAAAUGGUUCCGUCACAAAAACAGAGAAUUAGCAAAUCAUGGACAAUGGGCAAUGGAAGCUUUUAUAUAUCAAAUUUCACAAGCAAUUGUUGAAGACGCAGAUGCUCCUCAAAGGAAUAUGUUUGAGUUCUUUCUCAAGAAGUCAAAUGAUAUGAUAAAAAAUAAAGAUUCUACAAAGAAAGAAAUUGAGGUAGCCAUUAAAUGCUUUGGCUUACUAGCUGGUCCUUGUAAGAAAUUCCACACACAAGAUGAUGUGAACUUUAUGUUUCGAGAGAUGUUAGAACAUAGUAAACAUCUGUUUGAAAAGGAUUCUGAAAACUUACAUGACCAACUAUACAGUUUAUGUGGUUAUUUAGAAGCUCUAUCAAGCAUCCUUAAAGAAGUUGAUUGUAUAUCAGAUGAAUCUCUGAAAAUUAUUGAGCAUCUGUUGGUUGUCAUGAUAGAGAACUUCCCACAUGUGUAUUUCAAGUACCAUUUCAAAUGUGUGAAGGCAAUUUUGAAAGUAUUGCUAGCUCUCAUGCCAAAGGAGACUCAUCUUCGUGAAAUUCUGAAAGAAACAGUGUAUCAAGGUCUUCUAAGAAUGAGUCAUCUUGCCACUCCUUUAAAAGAAAUGGAACAGCCUCCAAGAACUGGUACUUUCAGUGUGUGGGGUAUGAAAAAAGAAGUAUCAUACAAGGAUUAUAUAUCUCUCUGGUCAAAUUUACUCAAAAGUUCUUCUCUGAAGGAACUCUCCACCAUUGGCUAUAGCUUCAGUGAUCGUGAAAAACUUACACAAUUACUUUAUGAUGAAAUACUUUCUUCUGUUAUUCAUAUCAUUGAGUCACUUGACUUGACUAUUAACACAAGUAUCUCACAAGAUGUGGUUAUUCCACCUUCACCCAGCACUAGCUCUCCCAUGGACUUACCUACUGUAUCAGCUGAUCCAGUGCAUAACAUCAAACUAAAUUGUGUCCAGGACCACCAAGUGUUUUACAAUAUCGUUAAUUUCUGCUGUGAAUUUCUGGACAAAAAUGAGAAAAAAAUGUUCAGAAAAUGGUUGUUCAGAUAUUGCAAUUUCCUGGUUAAAAUUUCCACAAGAACACCUCUUGUUAGUGGUUUUCACAGAUUGUUGACUGUCUGUAUGAAAAUAGCCAGAGAUUUGCACUACUUUAAGGGAAUUUCCAUUGACAAUUUAAAAAUUACUGAAGAUUCAAACCAGACAAAUGCAGAGAAGAUUGCUUGUUGUAUACUCAUAAAGAAGUAUAGUAAGGAGAUUUUAGUACAACUGAAACAAUACAAAGAGGAAUUACUUGCUGCCUGCCUGACAUUGGUAUUGUCUCUUCCCACAGAACUUAUUGUAGAUCAAAUCAGUGACCUUUUGCCAGCUAUUCGGAUGUCACUUUCUAUUGGUUCAACCUACCUUCCUCUUGCCAAUGCUGCAAUGGAUACUUUGGAAUACUGGAGUGAAGGUUUAUCCCAAGAUGCUUUGAAGACUGUUUAUUCUCAAGUUUUGCCUCAUUUAGAUCCCUUCAUUAAAACAUCAGAAAGGGGUUCUGAUGAUAUUGACCUCACUAAUAUAGACUUAAAAAAGAAACGCUACAUCCUGGAUCCAGACUCUGAACUGAGUAAAAUAAAAUACAGAAUUGCAAAAUACCUAGGUAAUAUUGGUGGCAAUUUUAAUAAAGAUUUAUUAGCAAAUUCUGACCAAGAUGUCUUGAAGUAUGCUGUAGCCUGGGACACUGAGAAGCACUUGAAAUUUGACUUACCUUUUACUGACAUGAAACCAACCAUUUAUUUAGAUCCUUUCUUACCUCCUAUUCUCGAGCUAGCUACUAAAUCAAGUGACCGUCAGACCAAAGUUGCUGCCUGUGAAUUCUUGCACUCUGCGGUACUGUAUUCUCUUGGAAAAAGUGUCCAGAAGGGACCAUCAGUCGAAGGCGAUUAUUGUUUCUCAUUUGAAGCGAUAUAUAAAAAUGUCUUUCCGGUGUUGCUCCAAUUGGCAUGUGAUUUGGAUCAGGUUCCCAAACAGCUGUUUGAAACCCUGGUAUUUCAACUAAUACAUUGGUUUACAAGUAACAAGAAGUUUGAAAAUGCAGAAUCCAUGGCCCUUUUGGAUGCUAUUUAUGAUGGUAUAAUCCAGUCUGAAGAUACAAGCCUUCGAGAUUUUUGUGCAAAAUGCAUUGCAGAAUUUUUUAAAUGGUCUCUGAAAAGAAAAAGUAGUGAGAAAAACCCAGUAAAUGUAACAUCAGUCUUAACUCGACUGUACAGCUAUACUCUUCAUCCUGACCCAUUUAAGAGGCUGGGAGCUGCUUUAGCUUUCAACAAUUUUUAUGCCAUAUUUAGAGAACAUGAUAUGCUGAUUGAUCAAUUUGUAUUUAACCUUUUGGUACAUUUUGUGAAAAGCUUAGCUUUAUGUCACAAGGAUGACCAAUCUUUAGGUGUCCAUUCACAGUGUUGUAAAGCUUUGGACCACUUAGAAAGAAUUAUCUUGAAGAAAGCUGAUAUGUUGCAAAAAGUUAGCCCAGCUCGUAAACAGCCAAGUCAAUGGAACCAAAUAACCCUUGUGUGUGCCGUCCGUUGGCUAGUUCGACAAUGUGGUUGUCCCCAAACAAGUUGUCGUCAUGCUUGUAUGAAACUUGUUUAUAAUUUAGCUCCUCAAAUUCAAGGAAUAAAACAAUCUGAAGAAUUUUUUCAAAUUUUCUAUAAGAAGGAAGGUCACAAUUAUUUUAUUGAGAGAUUUGAAGGUGGUGGAGAAGGCUCUGAUGUUUCAAAUUCAAUUAUGCAUUGUCCACAAUUAGAAAUAAAAGAGCAUUUCUCUCUCCAGAAAACUUGUCAAUGGUUUGAUUAUUUCUUAGCUGGGUUAGAUUGCUACAUUUGGGUUUUUGAGAAUAAUUUAUUGAGCCCAGAGCAAAUGCUUCAAGUUGCUGAAUCUAAUUCUCAAAUCAUCAAAGCUGUAUGCUAUUUUUUGGAGUAUAUUGCACUAUCUGAUUUGAAAACUCUGACAAAGAAUUUUAAUGCUGAUUAUCUUCUUUUCACUCCUAAAGAAGAAGAAGAGUUCAAUAGGAACAAAUGUACUGUCAUUAUCAGGAUUUUCAGCUUUCUAACCACUGUUCUUAAGAAAAGCAAAGAUGCUGAAAAUUGUUCUGUGAUCCCUAAUGAGGUGUGGACCCCACAUCUAUGGAGAUUAAUUUGUGAGUGUGUUCUGCAACCUGAGUAUGUUGGAUUCAACCUGACAGAUUUAGAAAUUGUCAAUAAACUACCUGACGAGUUACAGAACUUAUUGAAUAUUUUUCUGAAAAAAUUACCUGCAGAAUUCAGGCAACAAAUGAGAGAAUCAAUCAAGAAUCAACUUGUUAAUCAAAGGGAUCUUUUGACAGUCCUUCCAAUUCCUCUGAAAUCUCCAAAUACCAAUUACUUCAAACUUCAGCAACUGUUGACUGGUUACCAUAUCUUAAAUAAAGUGAAGUUGCUGGGUGAUAUGGAUCUUGAAAGUUUAGCUGCGAAACUGUUGCAUAACGUUUCCCAGGUAGGGAUUGCAAUGCUUCUUUUACUUAUGAGUGCUGGCAUGAUUGCAUGGUUAAGAAAUUUACUUCAUGAGUACAAGGUAUCAAAGUUCCAUCUGAUGCAUCUUGAGCCAGUGUCCAGUUCAGUAACCUUAGAUAUCAGAGAAUUUAUGGCAGUUGUGUUUACUGAAGAAGCCCAUCAACAGGAUACAAGUUGUGGAGAGAUUUUAUUGUGCAUUUUCAAACAAGAAAUGUCAGGUUACAUCAUUGAGCAUGCAGCAGAAUUAAUUCCUAUGAUAAUGGCUAAAUCUAGCAGCAAUUCUCAACUUGUUGGUCAUAUACUGAUAUCAGUACUUGAUAUCUUGAAGCACAAAAGUUUGAAAUGGAAACAGAGCGCUUCACAAGUUUGUGACAUUAUUUUUAAAAAUUGGAGUAUGAUUGAAAAUUGGUGGAGAGAUGAUGCAUCAGAAGAUACACAGAGAAUCACUUUUGAUAUCUUACUUGAAAUCCUUCGUCUCGACUCAAAGGUUCUUUCCAAUAGUGAAAAUCCUACUUGUGAGUUGCUGCACAAGUUCUUUUAUAUACUUUUGUUGAACAAAACUGUAGCAUCUUCCUUCAAGGUCUCUCUCUUGGAUCUGCUUCCUUUCCUGUCUGUUUCACCUGAGCCACACAACUCUCGACUAAGAACCAAUUUAGAGAAAUUUUUAAAGGAUAAAUCUCGACCAGAAACUCUUCUCUAUGAUACCUAUAUCAGUUUGCUAGAUAAGAUUUUAUUUGCAUUGAAAAAAAGUAAAAGUAAAAUGUUGCUUGAACUUGUAAUUGAAAUUUACUGUCAAGAAGAGAAACACUGCCAUGAAAAAGAUAUUCAUAACUGUUUAGAGACUUUCAUCAAAAGGAUUUCUUUACUUGAUCAAAAGUCAUAUGUCCAAAUACCAUUUGAUUUGUUCUUGAAGACUCGGAGUCAUACCAACAAUUUCCGUAAAUUCGUAAUCAAGAAAGUUUGCUUACCCUUUCUAAGAAAUAUGUCGAAAAUUCCAUUUGUUGAAUUUCUUAAAUCAAAUAUUCCUGCCAUUGUGAACAUCGUUGAAGCUGAAAUCACACAAUUGUCAGAAGACCUUAUGGAACAGCAUUUGACUGACAAAAUGUGUUGCUUUCAAAUUUUGGAAAUUAUGUACAGAAGUAUGGAUGUGAAAGAACUGAAUGGCCCAGGCUCUGAAGUAAACUUUGUCUACUGCAAAGCACAAAAUAUUGAAGCACAAAAGAUUGUUGGUAAAGAAUUAACCAAAGUCAUUACAAGGAUUGCUCAUCAAACAAAAAAAGAAGACAUGCGUGGAGAAACUUUAUAUUUGGAACUUCAUCGACAAGUACACUGUGCAGCCUAUAACUUGCUUAUAGCUAUCAUUUCUUGUACUCAAACAGAUCUCAAGUUUUACAAUGUUUUUCUGUUUGCUGAAAAUGAAGAGAAAAAAGAAUUUCUAUUGGACAAUGUCAUUGAUAAAGAAAAAAAAUAUUCUUUUCCUAUUGUAUUUGAGAUGCAGCCAAAAAAGGAAACUAUUUUCCUCACACUUCAGAAAGAAAUAAAGCAGAAAGUUGUGGCGGAUGCUAGUCAAUCUGCCUCUUAUCAUCUCAGUUCAGUGUAUUUAGAAAAAAGCAGUUUGAGUGUUGAUAUUGGUCGAUAUGAUUAUCUCUCAUCAAAUGUUGAACAUCAAGAGAUUCCUUCAAUUUCUGAAGAAGAAAAUUCUGCAAAUUCCUCAGCCAUAUCUGAAGAAAAAACAAGAGGUUAUGCUCUUGAAAUGGAUGAAAUUAAUCAAAGUGAAUGCAUGUUACCUGUGGUAGCUGUUCUAAAACAUAUGUACCAGCAGAAUAUCACUCCUAAAGAAAACGCAGAGAUGCCUCCUUGGAUGUAUUACCUUCAUAAAAAAUUUACUGCAUCUUCAACACACCUAAAUAUAAAACUGUUUAUUGCUAAGCUAAUUGUUAAUACUGCUGAGAUUUUUGAAAAAUAUGCUUCAUUUUGGGUGUUGCCUCUCUCUGAAUUCAUUAUCUGUGGAAAUUUUGAAGAAAAAGGCAUCAAUUAUUUUGUUCUUGAUAUUAUUGUGAUGAUUCUGAGCUGGGGUGAAAAUUCAAUUCCUCGUGAUACUUCAAAAGAACGUUAUGUGGCAUCUAGUUUGGUGCAGUUUAUCAUCAGGAAUAUUUAUAAUGCAAACCGGACAAUAUUUCGAAAUAAUCUUAAACUGCUGGAAGCUUUGGUAGGACUCUGGAAAGCUAGAAUAGAUAUCCCAUAUAAGCUUUUAUAUGAAAUGAUGACAAGCAGUGCUCCCAACACUGGAGGUCUGAUGGUCAGUGUGCAGCUCUUAGGUGUUCUAUUAAAAUGUAAUUUUUCACCUUAUGUAAAUAUGACAGAUGUUCCUCGAGAAACAUAUUUUGAUCGGUUGUCUGAAGGACUUCGUCAUAAUAGUAAAAUCGUUUAUGCUAGCACAGCUGAGGUGUUAGGUUUGUCAUUGAAAUAUUUUGAUCAGCAUAAAGAUUCUGAAUUUGAGAAAUUUAUGAGACAAAUUGAAAAGGUAAUGAAUAAUUUAGAAUCCAAGCUUGGAAAUUUCUUUGUUUGUCUUCAUAAGAUGCAGUUGCACUAUCAACCAGUUGCUAAGAGAUAUUUACCAAAGCUGCUCCAUCACUUAACCAAACUCCAUGGAGAUUUCCAAUUGUAUUGUUUGGAAAUGUUGCUUGGGAAUAUCAAGAAUGUUGACGGUGCAUUCAAAGAAUUAAAGAGCAAAAAUUUCUUCUCUUUCUUUGCUCACAGAAAUAAAAAUAUUCGAUUGACUUCUUUGCAUAUUGUGAAAGCUUUGCUUGCUGAACUUAAACCAAAUGAGUUAGCAGAAAUAUUUUCUAGUAUUAAUUGUCAGAAAGAAGAACCAUGGGUAGCUUGUCGUAAAGUAUUGUAUGAUAUCCUCAUGUGGGUAUAUGACAACUAUGGAGAGGAAACAUCAGAAGAAAGUGGUCAAAUAAUGUCUUAUACACAGGAAUUAUUGUUGAAAGGUCUAGAAGAUAAAGAUUAUUCAUGCCGAGUCUUGGUGCAUAAUUUUUGGAGUAAUAGAACUAGACUGCCAGAAUCUACUUUUGACCGCAUGGUUGCAAUGCUUCAGAUGAUGUAUUCUCCUAGAACUGAACAUCAGUUCUUAUAUUAUUCCAGCAGUUUACUUUUGGAAAUGACAAGCAAAAGUCCAGAAUAUAAUCGAGAAAUAUUUGAAUAUCCCCUUGCAGAAUGUCAAUUUAAGGAGUAUAAAGUAAAGUCAUCUUGGCAGCAUAGACAUUCUACAAUGACACCAUUAUUUUUUGAUGCUCUGUCGUCAUCAUCAUAUAUGGAGGUAGAUGAUAGCAAAACAGAAAAUAUGGAUACUGAUGAGCUCAGAGCUACAUAUGGUAAUCAACAGUUUACGCCAACUCAAGAUGUCCUUUUUGAUUGGCUAACACAGAGUAGCCUUUCUUCUUCCAUGGAGGUAGAUAGUGUGGAUUCUGGUGUUCAAAGUUCUUUGCUAACAGUGUCCAGUAAAGCUACAGCUGUGUCUCAAGUUUAUCCUACAAGAAAGAGACCAGGUCCAGGUUUUGGACAGAAAAAGCUUAGUGCCAUUAAAGAUAGUCAAGAGGAUCCUUUGGAAGAAAAUAGCAAGAGGAUUGAAAAUAAAUCAAGAAAAUUUGCUUAUCUCAAAAAGCGAGUGUUGAAAGAUCGUGAAGUUCAAAGUCUUUAUUUUGCAAAAAUGCACAUUAUUAAAAAUGAGACUCAAGUUCAACAUGUUCAUGAACAAAAGUCCAAACAUGAAAAUCAAGUAACUUUGUACAGGAAAUAUCGAACUGGAGAACUCCCUGAUAUACAAAUAAAAUAUUCUUCCUUGAUAGCAACAUUGCAAGUAGUAGCUCUGAGAGACAGUACAGUGGCCAGGCUACUCUUCAAUUCCUUGUUCAAAGGAAUAUUUGCUGAUGCUGAAAAAGAGAAGAGAGAUGAAGACAUGGAAACAAGUAUUCAAUUAAUUCAAAACAGUAUUAGUAUUAUGCUGAAAGCCUCCGAGCAGCAUUUCCCUCCAUUCAUUAGCUGCAUGUUGAAUAUUUUGUAUGAUAUGGAAAAAGAAUUGCCUAUUGAUAUCAAACAGCUCAUUUCAUCAUCUGCAAUAACUGCUAAACUUCAACCACUUGCAAUAAUUGUACUGGAAGAACAAAUAAUUAAAGGCAUGAACAGUUGUCGUCCCAGUAAAGCGAAAAGGCCACGUCAGAAUUUGAACCCGCCACCAACUGACGUUUCAACCUGGUUGGAAUUAGCCAAACUUUAUAAAUCAAUCAAUGAAUAUGAUUCAGUUUUGGGCAUUUUCAAAGAUAACGUUGGUUGUCAAGAAGUUAGUAAGAUGGCCAUAGAAGCAGAAAUUUGUGGUGAUUACUCAGAGGCUAUUAAACACUAUGUUACGGCUAUUGAGUUGAGCACAAAGGAUGAAAUUUGUACUUGGCACCACUGUUAUAUACAGUGUCUGGAAAAUUUGAGCAGAUGGGACAAAGUGGAAAAAGAGUGUGUACAUGGUAUAGAUCCAGAAAAUGAUGAUUUUACCAAAGUUUUGGAUAAUUCUUUCAAUCAAGAAAACUACCUGCAGCCUCUUAUUCAAUCUAAAUUGAAAUUAAUGCAACAGCAAGACGUAAACCAGACAGAGUUUCUGAAAUUUAUUGACAAUGCUCUCAAAUCACCUUUUAAGUCUAACAUUUUAGAGCAUCAGUUUUCCAAAGAACUCUCUUUGAUGUUUCUAUGGCAAGAGAAUUAUGACAGAGCUUUGAUUUACAUUAAUAACGCUAUUCAGCAGUUUCUACUGGAAUGGUCAAACACUGAUAUACUUAUGAAGUCACGACGUAAAUAUCUUCUGCAAAACCUGCAAGUUCUAUCAGAAAUAGAGAACUUUCUGUCUUUCUUCAAGAAUAAAGAGAAGAUAAAGUCUUGCUCUUCAAUUAACCAAUUGUUUAAUUGUUGGGAAAAGCAAACUCCUAGCCUCUUGGAAGAUCCUGUGAAAGUAUGGGACGAUGUAAUAACUAACAGACUGACUUAUAUUGAUCAAAUCACUAUUGAACGAAAUAAACCUAAAUAUAGUGAUGCUAUGGAUACCAAUGAUGGUAAUUAUUUCCCAAAAGAAUUCAAGUUGACUCUGCAACUAUUAAGGGCUGAAAGCUGUUGUGAGCAAAAUAAUUUUAAACUGGCUCGAACAAUACUGAAAAAAAUUUCCGGAGAUUGUAAACAUAUUUCUCUCAUGAAGUUGAAGUUGAAAUGGAAUCAUCUGUAUGUUCAGUCAUGCCAGAAAAAAAACCUUCCCUCUAAAGAUACCUGUAUCAACCUGGUGAACAACCUUAAGAUUCUUUGUGAACAUGAUCUAAGCCUAUUGCCACUUGAGGAGCAAAGUCUGAAAUGGAAACACAAUGUACUUUAUGGAGAACAUUUGUCACUACUAGCUUCAGUACUGAAGAAUGAAGGUGAUGAGUUUCAGUUUGAAAAUCUGCCAAUUGAUAUCCAACAGAAAAUAAUUCAUUAUGCUGGCUAUGAAAGCAGAACACUGUCAACACAGGAAUUAUCUCAGAAAUUAAUUAUUUCUGGCUGUGAAUAUCUUGAGAAAAAUGUUAUCAGUAAUGAUUCUGAAGAAAAGUCGGUUUCUGUAAGAGAAAGUAUUGGAGAAACGCACCUAGCAAUUGCUAAGUACUGCAAUCAGUUCUUGCAAGAUUCACCAUCUCUUGGAAAUAAUCUCAUGUCAUCUUUACUCAAAGCAAUUCGAUAUGGCAUAAAAGAAGCUCAGCAACGUUUCUGUCAUCUACUACAGUUGCUUGAGACUCAUACUGAGAGUAUAGAUAUUUUCAUCAAUGAGAGCAAGAAAAUACCAUGUUGGAUGUUCUUAAAUUGGAUUAACCAAAUGAUAUCACUACUUGAUAAACCAAAAGCAUAUGCCAUCCACGAUAUUGUCUAUAACAUCGCCUGCCAGUAUCCCCAAGCUAUUGUAUAUUCAUUCAAAAUCAGUAAUGAAGGCUUCAGGUUUGAAGGAAAUGACAGUGGAACACAGAACAGAAAAUUUGUCGAAAAGUUAUCAUGUCGUUUGAACUCAAAAACGCUGCCGCAAGUAUUUACUUUCAUCAGCUCCUUGGAAAGUUUUGCAAAUCCAUUUAACGUCUUCAAGGAUUGGUCUAAAAAUGCCCAACACUUGCAUACAAAGACUAACCCAGAAAAGCAGAAAGUCAUAGAACUUUAUAAGGACAUGUACUCAGCUCUUUUUGAAAAUUCUUGUGAAGAAAAUGUUAGCUCUUAUUAUCAGAAAUUUACUAAGAAUUUCCACUCUUUAUUUGUUAGUUCAUUUGGAAAAGAUGGUUCCAAGAUAAACAAGAUGAGCAAACAGGAAUUUCAAAAGCAAAUCGUUGUCAUAAAGGAAAAGAUUGAGAAACAUAGGCUUAAAGAACCAAAGGCACUUGAAGAAUUCAGUUCUUGGAUGUCUAAUUUUGACCCUUUGCUUGAUACUUUGGAAAUCCCUGGUCAGUAUCAUGGAUUUAGUAAGCCUUUACUGGAAUAUCAUAUAAAGAUCUCUGGUUUUGACCAACAGGUCCAAACCUUCUCAUCAUUACAAAAGCCAAGAAAGAUUAUAAUUCGAGGUAACAAUCAAAAGGAAUAUCCCUUCAUAGUAAAAUGUGGAGAAGAUUUACGUCAAGACCAGAGAAUUGAACAACUGUCUGAAGUCAUCAAUGAAAUAUUCAAAAAAAAUUCCAUCUGCCAAACCAAGAAAUUACAGCUGAAGACAUAUCAAAUUAUACCAAUGACUACACGUGUUGGACUACUUGAAUGCCUUGAAAAUGUUCUCACUCUUCAAGAUACUCUACAAAAAGAUUUAAAAAACAAGGAAAAUUACAUUUUCGAAACAUUUAAAAGACAUAAAGAGUUUAAAAACAAAUAUGAUGUUGCAUCAGGAGUAAUGAAUAUAUUUAAGAAAUGUAAAAAACCCGAAGCUGAAUUAGGAUACCAAAGUAUUUGUGCAAGAAUACCACAGGAUCUUUUAAGGAAAUCCUUCAAGAAAAUGAGUACAUCCCCCGAGGCCUUCCAUGUGCUACGUACCGGUUUUACUAUUUCUCAUGCAGUUUUAUGCAUUUGUCAUUACAUAUUGGGUGUCGGUGAUCGACAUCUAAGUAAUUUGAUGAUACAUCAAGGUACCGGACAAAUGAUCGGAAUUGAUUUUGGCCAUGCUUUUGGUUCAGCAACACAAUAUUUACCAAUUCCAGAGUUAAUGCCAUUCCGUCUUACUCGUCAACUGCAAAAUGUCUGCUUGCCUCAUGGCACUAAAGGUACAUUUGAAAGAACUAUGGCGCACUGCUUGGAAUCACUUCGAUCUGAUAAAGACCUACUUACUCAUACACUGGAGAUCUUUGUUAGGGAGCCCUCUCUUGAUUGGCUGAAAAAUGCUCAAACCAAUAUGCACAGAAAAGCACAAGAUUUCAGUGAAGAGGAAGACCUUUCUUGGUAUCCAAAGGAGAAAAUUGAUUUUGUUAAACGCAAGUUAGAUGGAGACCAUCCUGCUUACAUUACCAGCGAUGAAUUGAGUCUGAAUUCAUAUGUGAAAAGAUUUGAUGCUUUGAAAGCUGUCACUUCGAUUGUUCUGGGUGCCGAAGGCAAUGUUCGAUCUACACUUCCGCAAAAACAUCUUACUGUCGAGCAACAAAUUACAGCACUCAUUGAUUUGGCUACAGACCCAAAUAUUUUGAUCAGAACAUUUGAAGGCUGGAAUCCUUUGAUUUAAAUCUAAAUCAUACUAUUUUUUAUCUUCAUUUGUUGAAUCACUUUGUUACAUUUUUAUUUUUUUAAAUUUAAUUCAAAACAUCUUUUCUUAAAAUCACCUAAAAUAUUACACUGUAUUUUUAAAUGUAUGUGAGAAAUUGAAAUAAAGGAAAUGUUUAUAAAACAA